UAUUUUGUUCUUACAUAAUAAUCAAAUAAAUAAAAAAAAUGAUUCAAAAAGCAAAACAACUUGCAACAUCAUGGCAAUGGAAUUGGUUACAAUACCCUAUGUUUGCAGCACUCGCUUUAUUCGACAUGUAUUAUAUCCAGGAGCCAGCACUUUGGGCCAGAAUCUUAAUUGGCGUUGCUUUGUUGUCAUCGCCAUUUAUACCUUAUAUUAGACGUUUCACCGUACCUGCCAUGGUUAUCUUCACCUGGCUUAUCACCUUUUACGCCGUCAAGUUCUUUCCUAAUAACAUCAAACCCCAACACAUCUUUGUUAAUUUACUUCCUACCCUCGAACGAAUCAUUUACGGCGCUAAUCUUUCCGAAAUCAUUUCGAAACAUACCCACCCAGUUUUAGACAUCAUCGCUUGGAUACCCUAUGGUGUCAUUCAUUUUGCUUUCCCAUUCAUCUUUUCUGUUCUUUUGUUUAUCUAUGGACCACCAGGUUCUGUAGCUAUUUUUGGUCAAGCCUUUGGUUAUAUGAAUUUAGCUGGUGUCUUGACUCAACUUUUGUUUCCCACUUCACCACCAUGGUACGAGCUCAGUUAUGGCUCCGCUCCAGCUGAUUAUUCGGUACAUGGCCAACCAGGUGGAUUAGCCAGAAUUGACGAUAUCUUGGGUUUAAAUCUCUAUGGUACAACAUUCGGUAACUCGCCUCUUGUCUUUGGAGCCUUUCCAUCGCUUCAUUCAGGAUGCGCGACUAUUGAAAUGAUGUUCCUUGCGUGGUUAUGUCCCAGAUUAAGACCUUAUUGUGUAUUCCAUGUCCUUUGGAUGUGGUUCGCUACCAUGUAUUUGACUCAUCACUAUCUUAUCGAUCUUGUGGGUGGUUCAAUCUACGCUACUGUUGCAUUUUUCUUUUUCCGUCAAUACCUUCCAACUAUUCGUCCUGACUGUCGCACCCGUUUAGACUACAUUGAUUCCGCUGUACCCGUGAAAGGCACCUUUGCAAACUUUUGCCGCUCAAUUGAAAUGGAAAAAUUCGUCUCAACCUUAAAGAUGCGUUCAACUGAUGUAGAGGCUCCUUUGAUGAAGGAAAUUGAUACGAUGGAGGAUCUCUCGGAUGCAGAAGAGGACUCAACCAAUUCCUAUGAUCAUAUCCCUCUUUUAUCAGUUAGAAAAUCACCCUUGACCGUGAUGAUGACACAUGACGGUAGCUUUUCUUUACCAUCUGCAUCCACCUCUCCCACUUGCUCUGGGCCUCCUUCCCCAAUGACCCCAGGCACACCUCACUGGGAUUCAUAUCUGCAACACCAAUAUAAACAACAAUAAUUCACUCAUAUAUACAUAUAUGCAUAUAUUUUACAUACUUACAUUUUAGACCUUUUAUAAUACAUUUAGAAUAAUUUCCCCUUCGCCUAAUACUUAAUCUUAGCACUCUAAUCCUCACACCCAAAUCCUAUUAAUAAAACCCAACUAAUUAGACUCAUUGUCAUACCAC
Molecule: messenger RNA, 1473 nt
Organism: Mucor mucedo
Lineage: Eukaryota; Fungi; Mucoromycota; Mucoromycetes; Mucorales; Mucoraceae
Exons: 2
Coding region: 39-1304 (421 amino acids)
Biological process (GO): inositol phosphoceramide metabolic process; sphingolipid biosynthetic process
Cellular component (GO): inositol phosphoceramide synthase complex
Molecular function (GO): inositol phosphoceramide synthase activity
Source: RefSeq, a predicted model, not a curated record